Messenger RNA from Trichomonas vaginalis G3, 669 nucleotides. RefSeq lists its product as uncharacterized. NCBI's taxonomy places the organism in Eukaryota, Parabasalia, Trichomonadida, Trichomonadidae. Bases 1 to 669 code for a protein of 222 amino acids. The transcript has a single exon. The record is from RefSeq and is a predicted model, not a curated record.
AUGUUUCUUGUACUUAAUGAACUCAAGAAUGUAGGUGAAGACAGACUCGCAAACUUCAACGCUUUGAAAUCAAUUAUUACGGAUAAUGAGAUUAGAAUUAAUGAAAAGAAUCAACCCAGAAGAACUGCUCAGAACGUUGCAAACUUCAUUUUCGUAACUAACAACGUCUACCCUGUCAAAAUUGAAGUUGGAGACAGAAGAUACGUAGUUUUAAGAGUUAAUGGUAAAUUCAAGGGUCAAUUUGAUUAUUUCAAGAAUUUGAUGAAUUCAUGCACAAAGGAAUUUUAUGAUAACCUUUUAACAUAUUUUAUCAAUUACGACCUUUCAUCAUUUAAUGUACGAAUCAUACCGAUGACUGAAGCCAAACAAGAUUUAAUAGAAUUAUCAACAAAUCCUUUAGAUGUAUGGAUAAAUACACAUUAUGAUGAAUUGUGUGCAGGUAUGACGUGUAAAAAUGCUCUAUUCUGCAAACCAUCAGACAUGAAAGACAAAAACUUUCAAAUGAGCAUUAAGGAUAAAUGUGAAAGGAAACAGAGAAGAAUAGAUGGUAAACAAACAUGGUGUUAUGUUUUGAAAGAAGAAAUGAAAGGAUUAUAUAAACAGGUUGAACCAAACGAUAAUGAGGAUUCAUUUACUGACGAUGAAAUACCUGUAAAUGAAGCUUUAUAA